CAAAGAUUUUGCUUCGGAACUGUUAAAUUCAGCAGUCACGGAAAGAUUGGAAAGGGAACAGCGCCUAAAAGCAGAACAAGAAAAAGAGCGCCUAAAAGUAGAGCAAGAAGCAGCAUUACAACUUGAGCAAACUGCUUUAGAACGCGAAAAAACAAAAUUAGAACUUGAGAGAGCUCAAUUAGAAAGAGCUAAAAUUCAAGCGGUGGGUAGAGGGUUCGAUACUGGUGUGGAUGGACUAAACGCGAAUUCUAAAUCAUUAGAAUCUCUAAUAAAAAGCGUAAGAACAUUAACUCUUACUGUACCGAGUAGACCGGAAACGUGGAAUUUAUACCUCUUUAGAAAAGGCGUUUAAAAUUAAAAAUGUCGAUGAAGAACUUAAAGUUGAAAUUUUAUUUAAUUUGCUAGGCGAGCGAGCGGCGAAUUUAUUAACAUAUGUAAACGUUGAGGAGAUGAAAGAAUAUAAAAAGGUUAAGAAUAUAAUUCUUAAAGAGUUUCAACCGACACCAGAAGUAUGUUUGGAAAAUUUUUUGUCCGCUGAAAGGUUAAGAAACGAGAAUCAUAUGCAAUUCGCGAGUAGAAUUAGAGCAAAUUGGGAUUUCUACUGCCAACUUAGAAAAGUUAGUAAUUUUGAAAUGCUUAAUGAAUUAAUAGUCAGUGACCGAAUAUUGAAUGCAUUAGAUCCAGAAGCGCGAAGUUAUAUUAAAAUUAAGCAGUUAGAUACGUGGUUCCGACCGAAACAAAUAGCGGAGCUCUGUGACAAUUGGUUCACUUCGAAAGGUAGAACUUUUUCAGAGUUAUACGAUAAACCGACAAACAAAUUCCGUAAUCAGAUAGAAACUGGAUUCCCAAAUAAUUCAGGUGGAAAAUAUGUCCCGCCUCAUAUGAGAAAUUUUAAUGAUAAAAAUACGAGUUCGGGAAAAGAAUGUAAAUUAUGUAAACAAAUCGUUCAUUUACGUUAUUGUCCUAACAGGGAAAAAACGGCAACAAUUCAAUCAAAAAGAGACCCAGCGGUAAGUAAACCCAAAACGGAAGAUAAAUUAAUCGCUAGAGUUAAAACUAAGUAUAUUGACCCGAAUUCAAUUAAAUCUCAACCCUUACAAUAUGAAUACAUUUAUUUGGGAGGAAAAGAAAUUAAAGCCCUCAUUGAUAGUGCCGCAGACAUGCCAAUUUUAAAUUCCAACGAAAUUCCGUUACAUUUAAAAAAUAAUGAUUGCUUGAAAGUUCAUUUAAUAUCAGCAUUUGGAGAAAAUAUAGUAGCGGAUUUACAAGCGUUUUCGAUUUCAUUAAAAUCUGAAUAUCCUAAUAAUUUAAGCAGUAGUGCAGAUGUAUUAUUUUCAGUAACAGACAAAUUAGUCGUUCUUGCAUUUUGA
Parasteatoda tepidariorum (common house spider) is the source of this 1370-nucleotide messenger RNA. The record is from RefSeq and is a predicted model, not a curated record. NCBI's taxonomy places the organism in Eukaryota, Metazoa, Arthropoda, Arachnida, Araneae, Theridiidae.